Messenger RNA from Candidozyma haemuli, 963 nucleotides. RefSeq names its product SAM complex subunit (gene SAM35). The coding region runs from base 1 to 963 and encodes 320 amino acids. The record is from RefSeq and is a predicted model, not a curated record. The transcript has a single exon. NCBI's taxonomy places the organism in Eukaryota, Fungi, Ascomycota, Pichiomycetes, Serinales, Metschnikowiaceae.
AUGUUCCAGGUACCGGGGCCUAUAAAGACUCUUUUCGAUACAUUUCCACUAAAAUCGUACCCUCCUAUAUUCAGUGAACAAAGUGAUGAAGGUUUUGUUUACUUUGGCCUAAAAGAACCUUCCAAAUCGGAUUCUUCAAAGUUCACUUUAGGCGUUCAUGGAUUGGCCCAGAUAGAAGGCAAAACGCUCCCGACAGAUCCCUUUUCAUUGGCUGACUGUCUUAUUCUUUGUCAUCGCCAUGGUCUUUUUAUUCCCAAAGACGAGAAGAAGUCUCCUUACGGCAUGGUAACGUUAUCAUACGAAGCAUCACCAACCAACGAAUUGCCCAUUUUGGUUGAACAAACGAAAGAUACUGCCAAUGUGGUGAAAUCACAUGAGAUUCAGGAUUCUAUUACGAAGAAAAACUUCAGUGGCAGUGUCAUUGAGCUUCUUAUCAAUCUGUUUCUAGAUGAUCUCAAUGACUUGUGGAUACUUAUACUUCUUUCGGAUGUUGCCAAUUCUAAUAGAACAAGGUUAACUAAGAUUUUUGGCUUUUUAAAGGAAGCAGAUGGCAAUGAGUACCUUGAAAGUCUUCUUAUAAGUCGUCUUCUAAACGAUAUUCCAGGGUGGAAUUCCUUUAAGGCCAAGUACCCACUGCUUUUCCACAGAAAUAGAUUCCAUGCUGCAGCCAGAAGCAAAGAUAUCAAGGACGCUUACUACAAGUCCAGUUCUGAUGCUUUGCAGAAACUUCUUUUCGAGAAAAUGUGCCAGUUUGAAAGAAACUUGCCUUUAAUUUGGAACUACGUUAAGGAAAGCGAAAAGAGUGAGUCAGUGACCAUUCUUGAGCUUAAAACCGCUGCAUUUGUGUUCAUCAUUGACCAAUUCGUUAGCGAAGGGACUCAUAUUGGAAGAAUGAUUGCAAAGGAUGCCUAUGUGGACAUAGUUAAGGAGAGUCGAAGCGUGGUCCUCGAACGUUUCUCGUAA